Messenger RNA from Pseudonaja textilis, 3404 nucleotides. RefSeq names its product heme binding protein 2 (gene HEBP2). Gene Ontology annotation, molecular function: heme binding. The record is from RefSeq and is a predicted model, not a curated record. NCBI's taxonomy places the organism in Eukaryota, Metazoa, Chordata, Lepidosauria, Squamata, Elapidae. Gene Ontology annotation, cellular component: cytoplasm.
CCCCCGCCCCCACCUCAAACUCUGCUGCUUUUUGCAAAAGUUCCUGCUUGGGGACCAGAGAAGAGGCUAACGGAAAGGAUGUUGAAGACUAUAAAACAAGCUCUUUUUUCUUCUGGCUUGGAGAUGCCUAAAUGGACUGCAUUACCAAAUCAGGCAUCCGAUUAUGAAAUUCGACAGUAUGAAUCUGCCAAAUGGGUGUGUACAUCUCUUAAAACUGUAGAUUGGGAUGCAGCCAUCAAUGCUGGCUUCAUGAAGCUCUUGAACUAUAUUAAAGGCAAGAAUGAAAAAGGAACAAAGAUACCUAUGACAGCUCCAGUGACAUGCUAUGUCCAGCCAGGAGCUGGCCCGUUCUCUGAGUCCAUCACAACAGUUGCCUUUUAUUUGCCAUCUCAGCACCAGGCAAACCCACCCAGGCCUUCAGAAGCAGAGGUCUUCAUCGAAACUAAGCCAGCAAUGACGGUCUUUGUCAGAUCAUUUGGAGGAUUUGCUAAAGCCAAAAGAAAUCAAGAUGAAAUACAGGCACUUGCUGAAACUUUAAGGCGGGAUGGAAGAACAUUUCAAGAAAAGAUCUAUUAUACAGCUGGUUAUGACAGUCCAUUUAAGUUACUAAACAGGCAUAACGAAGUUUGGCUUGUCAAAAGAACCUAAAAUCUUUCUAUAGCAACACAGAUUAUAAGUAUUAACUUUUAAAUGCUUAAUUUAAAAGGGAGUAGUUUUCCUUAUAUAUGAAAGCUGGGUUUUUGUAUAUUUCUAACAUAUUUCUCCACUGUUACCAUUGCCUAAAUUUCUAUGCCGAUAUAAAAAUGAUCUUUUUUUCCUCCUAAAGUAUGGCUGGUAAAGUAAUGCUAAUAAUUAUAAUAUUUAUAAACCUUGAAAGUGUGAUCAAUUCUGUUUUGUAGGAAAUUAACUGAACUUUCUACAAAAACAGUAACAAUGCUUAAGCCUUUUUUUUACUAAAUUGGAGGCUUAAUCUGGGGAUUUAGGAAAUUUGAAAGGCAGGUAAAGCAACCUAGAAUCUCCAUGAAUCUCGUUGUGGUUUCUAGAGUUUUGUUUUUCUUCAUUAGAAGGCAAACUGUUAAAUUGCAUUAUUUUGCUGCUGAUCUUUGCUGCAAAAUCAAGCAUAAUGACUUUUGACAGUCUUGACACACUAAUUAAAUGAAAAGCCAUCUCAAAUUCCCCCCCCCCCUUCCACAGCUAAAGGAAAAGGGGCAGAAAGUUAUGUCCCUCUUGCAUUACCAUAUUCCUUUGGGGGUGGGGGGAAUUAAAAGGCUGCACUUUUGAGCUGGCCAAGAAAGAAGUUACUUAGGUAAGCCAGGAGAUCCUAUCCGCUUCCUCCUUUAGCUGUUUUGGAAAUGUUACCUAAAAGGUAAGCUAGUUAAUGCCGAUCCCUAGCUUCCUUUUGAAACAAAUACUGGUCUGAGGAUUUUUAAACACUUUCUACGUGUCCUGUAAAUCAGGGGUUGCUGAAUUGGGGAGGCACUUGUGGACUGUUUAGGGGCAGUUUUUAGGGUGAGAAUGAGAGCAGCUUGCUUCACAGAGGCGUCCCCAUUCCCUUUCAUCUCCUCAAAAUAUUGACUGGGGACCUUAAUUCUUUGAACUUUGCCAAUGCUUCUUCUGAAUAAUUAUUGAAUAUAUAGGUAGUUCUUGUUUAGCAAUUGGAUCUAGCAGCUCAGUCAUUAAGUGAAGUGGUUGCUAUGUGAAAACCAUGUAACUGCUUGUGAUUUGGGUUCAACUUUCCUUUCCCUCCUCCCUCACCUUUUGCAAUACUCAUCUCAGUGCUAGAAUAAUUAACUAGAGUGCAAUUUGUAUUUACAUUCAUUAAGAGAAAAGUAAGCAGGCGCAUAAUAGGCGAUAGACAUUAAAAGGAAAAGCAGGUCGGCUGUUGUGCUUGCAGCUGCUUAGGAGGCAAAGAAAAGCCCUCCAUGUGAAACUAUAUUAGGAUCUUGUCAGUUUCAGAGUGAGCUGGACUGUUCUAAUCAAAUUAUAAAGAUCACAGAGCUGUUACUUGUAGUUAGGACUUUGGAGGAAGUUCUAUGCAUGGACAAAAGCAGUUCAGGAAAUAUUGUAGCUUGUUUUAAGCAAUCUGCAACGGGGCAAGGAAAGGAAAAAACAAAUCAACCAAAGGAUAAAGUAAUAUAGUGCUGACUGACUGUUGUGACAAACGCAUGACUUGAUAGAGAUGCUGCAAAGGUCAUAAAUGUAGGCAUUAGUUGCUAUUACAUUUCCAACACUGUCAUAACUGCAAAAGGUCCCUGUUUGAGGCAGUCGCUGAAUGAAGGCUACCUGUACUUAAGAAGGAAUAUCCUUAAUUGAAAAACCAGAUUCCAGUUGAUUGUUACACUUUGAUGCCACAAUGUAUGUAAGUUAUCACUCACAUCAGAAAUGGGCUGCACUUACAUUAACAACUGGUUCACUGGUUGUGAACUCACGCACGCACGCGCCUCUUUGGGGCUGAAACAUGGCUUCAAACAUGUAGCUAACCUACUCGGGCAGCUCCAGUGAGUACAGCAGGUGCAACGCAGAACUCAUCUGAGCAGUGGGGGAACAAGCAGAAAGUUAGUUAUAUAUGGAAAGGAUAGUGCAGCGGUGAGUGAGCAAGCCCAGCCAGUGAUCACAACUACCGGUUAGCCCGAAACAGUCUGACCAGGCAUCAGCCCACCGAUUCACAUGCUCUAAAUAUUUAAGUAUAUUCAUGCCUGAAGGAGUUGAUUAUGCUUAGGUUCGACUGACGCUCGUUUGUGCUUUGCUUUUUGGCACAAAUAUUUGUGAGCUCUUGAAAGCUAUAGUGGAGAGAAUUCAGUUAACCGGCCCACUAGAGUUCAAUGCUAUUGUCUUCCAUAUAGCAUGCAGUGAGUCAUUCUACCACGGAAACCUGCAAUAUUGCCCAUCCAUCUCACUACAGUGAAAAGUAGCCUAACUUGGUCAGAUAACGAUGGCCCUUCCAAACUUUUACAUUAAUGCAUUAUUAAUGUAUGAUUCCCACUUUUAUUGCAUUAUAAGCUGUGCAUUUUUAUUCCUGAAAGUUUAUAAAUUGUUCAGUUUUUUUUAAGGAUUAAUGUAUAAUUCAAUCCUGGUACUUCAGCUAUAAUACUUGUCAUGGAUCUCCCAGUUAUCCUGUAUUUUAUUCAGUAUAAUGUGGAAAACUACUAAUUGUAUUGUGGCUUCUAAAUGAAAUUGUAUUGUAUACUGUUUCUUCCUCUUGCUUGUGUAUACAGAUAAUCGACUUAAAGCCAGUAGCUUAGUGACUCUUUGAAGUUAUAACAUUCUCCAAGGCUACUUACAACUCAGAUUUUAAAUUCUAAUGGCCACUCCCAUCACAUGGUUGCAUUUUGGAUGCUUAGUAACCAGCCUACCUUUAUGGUCAUUUGCAGCAUCCCAGUCACAUGACCAAUUAUGCCUUUUUU